AUGGAUUACGAAGAUAGAUUGGCAACCGCCGAAAGAUCAGAAUCUCCUUCAUUAGUUGGAUCAUCAAUUAGAUCUGCUGAUGAUUCUCCACAUAGAAAUUAUAUUCACCCUGAAAAAUAUAAAUCCAAAAACACUAAAAGUAAAUUAAGUAAAUUGAAUCCAGCAAUUGCAGCCUCAUUAGAUGAUUUAAUUGGGGAAGGUGCUUUAUUAAAUUCUGAAGAGGAUUUUGAAAAGUAUUUAGAUAGUGAUGGUUCAGUUAAAACUGAUGCUAAAUAUAUAUCGAAAGAAAAUGAGGAUCCAAAAAAGGAACAAGGAUCAAUUGAAAGAGCUAAUGAUUUAGAAGGCAAAGAACAACCAAAAAAGGAAGAUUCUACCGAAGCCAAAAUUACAAAACCAACAUCAAUUGAUCUUCCAGAAACUCCUAAAAAUGCAGCUUCUUCAUUUUAUAAACAAGAAGAUUAUUCAACUCCGGAUUUGUCAGAAUAUCAAAUUGAUCAAGAUAUCAAAAGUCAUCAAGAUUUAUUAAGUCAUGUAAAGUCUUAUGAUCUCGAAAAACUACCAAGAUCAACUUCUUCAUUUAAAGAAGGUUCCAAAACUUCACCAUAUAAACCACAAACUCAAAUGUCAGCUGCUCAACAACAAAGAUCUGAAGGUCAUAUUCAUACUCCAACUUUUUUCACUGAUAGACCAAGAUCAAGAUCAAGAUCAGCAAAUCCAUCAUCAAGAGCUGGUGAACGUUCAAGUUCAAGAUCAUCAACUAAUGCAAAUAAAACAAAAACUCAUUUAGCAAGAGGUGAUUCAUAUAAAAACAUUCAUGGUGAUGAACCGGAAAAAUAUGAACUACCACCUGAAUUUUCAGCAGAAGAUAAACAAUUAGCUGAAGCAGAAGAAGAUGAUGAUAGACGUUCUAGACAAUCAAGACCGACAAUGGGAGAAUCUAUAGCUAUAGCAGAAGCUAAAAAAGCAGAACAAGAAGCAAAAGAUAAGAAUCCAGCAUUUAUAAGUGAUUAUGAAUCGAAUCCCGUCACACGUGACCCAUCAUUAGUAACAACUGGAGAUUAUACAAAUUUUGAAGUUGAUUCACCACAUACUGAAUUUGAACCAUCAAAUAAUUUAUAUUCAUCAAGAUCUAUCUCCUCUACAAAUUAUUUAAGAUCUAUCUCAAGAUCAAGAUCAAGGGCAAGACAUCCAACACCAAUGGAUGAAAAAAAUGAUGCAAACGUUGAUACUUUAGUUGAAGAAGGUGCAUUAGUCACUGAUGAUCCUUAUGCAUCGAUUGAACAAUUGGAUACAAUGGUUGAAGAAGUCUUGCAUGGUGAUACUAAUUCUAAUUUUUUACCAUUAACUGAAGAAGAUGAAAGAAAAGAUGAUGAGAAAGAGAAAUCCGUGCCGGAAAUAAAAGAACCAAAAGAAAAUGAGAAAAGUGUUUCAGAAUCAAAAUCAGCAAAAUCUGAAAUUUCUGAGCCAGUUUCAAAAACGUCACCACAAACAAAGUCAGAAACUUCCGAACCUGCAGAUAAUUCUUCUACCAAAUCUACAGAAACUUAUGAAAAUUUAAUCGAUGAAGAUGCAAAGAAAGCAAAAUCCGAUGGAAAUGAAAAAGAUGACGCUGAUCCAGAACCAUUAAAAGUAGAAGGUGCAUUAACUAGUGAUGAUCCAUAUGAAAGAGUAGAUGAAAGUGAAUUAGAAAAAGAGGGUAUAAGCACAGGAAAUAAAGAAGCAAAAGAAGAAGCUAACGAAAAAAUUGAAAAAUCUGGAGAAAGUCCAUUGAAGAAGGAGGAAAAACAAGAACCAACUAAUAAAAUACCAGAUGAAUCAGAUAAAUUAGAAAAACCAAGUGAUAAACCAGUAUUAUUAGAAGGUGCUGAUAAUGCAGAUGGACCAGAAGAAUUAAAUGAAUUAGAAGAAGAUGAAAAAGAAGGUGCAAAAGAAAAUAAAGAAGAAGCCGAAGAAGAAAAAAAAGGUAAAUUACCAAAAGAUGAAGAAGCAGAAUUAGAAUCUGCUGAAAAAAAUAAGUCAACAUUAAUUGAAGGUGGAGAAGAAGAAAUUAAAUCGGUUACGAAAGAAGAUCAUGAAACAAAAGAACCUGAAAAUGUUAAAAAAUUAGAACCAAAUCAAGCAUUAGUAGAUCCUGAAGAAACUUUAAUUCAAUCAUCUGGUGAUGUUGAUGGUCCAGCUGAAUUAGAAAAACAAGAAAAAGAAGAAGCAGAAGGUGCAAAGCAUAUCAAGAAAGAAGCUAAACAAGAAUCAGAAGGUAAAAUUCCAAAAGAUGAACAAGCUCAACAAGAAUCAGCUGAAAAAAAUGCUAAAUCUACUACCACCACCACCACUAACGAAGAUAAUUUAGAUGAUUUAGAUAUAUCACCAGAAGAAAUUCGUAAACAUCUUGAAUCAUUACCAAUUUAUUUAUUUACAUCAUUAGCAGGAGGUAUGCAAAUUAUGCCAAGAACAAAUAGAUUAGCAACAAUUUUACAAGCCAAUAAUAUAAAAUUUGAAUAUAGAGAUUUAGGUACAGAUGAAGAAGCUAAAAAAAUAUGGAAAAGACAAUCAAAUGGUAAAACAUUACCUGGUAUUAUAAGAGGUGAUGAAUUUAUUGGUAAUUGGCAAGAAAUUGAUGAAGCUAAUGAAGAAUAUAGAUUAAAAGAAUUAUUAUAUGAAAAUUUAUAG
This is a messenger RNA of Lodderomyces jiufengensis, 2667 nucleotides long. RefSeq lists its product as uncharacterized. The transcript has a single exon. The coding region runs from base 1 to 2667 and encodes 888 amino acids. The record is from RefSeq and is a predicted model, not a curated record. Lineage: Eukaryota; Fungi; Ascomycota; Pichiomycetes; Serinales; Debaryomycetaceae.